UUCACAGAUUUACGCUCCAUACACUCCGUUGCGUUCUUCGUAUACAUUCCUCACUUCUCUUCUCAUCUCCAGGCCUACUUUGUUGACAUUUCUGGAAGAAUUAAGAUCAAUGGCAUCUUCCUUAGACAUGUCACUUGAUGAUAGAAUAAAGAACAGGAGUAACAGAGGGAGAGCUAGAGGACGUGGUAGAGCCCGUUCUGGCCGUGGAGCAAGCGGGACUCUUGGUGGUGGGAGAAUGAAUGGUACUGUUAAUGGUAGAAGAAUGAUGACUGGUGCUGUUAGUGCUGGAAGAAUGACUGGUGCUGGUCGCAGAGGUCCUCUAAUGGUUAAUGCUCGGCCAUCGUCUUAUGCUAUCGCCAAGUCGAUUCGCAGAGCCAGGCCUUUUCCAUGGCAGCAUGAUUUAUUUGAAGAUAGUCUUCGAGCUGCUGGCAUACAAGGAAUUGAAGUUGGCACCAAGUUGUAUGUGUCGAACUUGGACCAUGGAGUAACCAAUGAAGACAUAAGGGAACUUUUUGCCGAGCUUGGAGAGUUGAAGCGCUAUGCUGUUCAUUAUGACAAAAAUGGUCAUCAAAGUGGUUCUGCAGAAGUUGUUUAUACUAGAAGAAGUGAUGCAUUUGCUGCUCUUAAACGAUAUAACAAUGUGCUUUUGGAUGGAAAACCUAUGAAGAUCGAGAUUGUUGGUGCCAAUGCAGAGUUACCUGUAACGGCUCGUGUGAAUGUCACUGGAGUUAAUGGGCAGAGGAAACGGACUGUUGUGAUGGCGCCAAGAGGAGGGCGAGGUGGAGGUCCUGCUGUCCCUAAUCGUGGUGCUGGCAUUGGUGCUGGUUGGGGACAUCGUGGCGGCCCCCCAAGGAGUGGGAAUGGACGAGGUCGAGGUCGGGGGCGUGGCAGGGCCGGCGUCCGAGGUCGUGGGAAAAAGGAUGCAGUUGAGAAGUCAGCCGAGCAACUUGAUAAAGAAUUGGAGAACUAUCAUGCUGAUGCCAUGCAGUUCUGAGGAAGCAGUGAUAUUAACUUCGUAGUACCGGUUAAUAUUUGCCAUGUAGUAUGUCCUUGUACAAAAUCAGUAGUCUGCCGUUAUUAUAUAUCCUACACUGCUAUGAGAUGCCUACUUGUUUUGCGACAUUAUCUCGUUAGAGGCUGAAUGACUUUUAAAAGUUGUUGGAUGAUAUUUUUCCUGCCCAUUUUUAUUAUUGGUGUAAAUUGCAAUUGCUUGCUA
Arachis ipaensis is the source of this 1216-nucleotide messenger RNA. Its product is annotated as THO complex subunit 4D. Gene Ontology annotation, molecular function: mRNA binding. Gene Ontology annotation, biological process: mRNA export from nucleus. The record is from RefSeq and is a predicted model, not a curated record. Lineage: Eukaryota; Viridiplantae; Streptophyta; Magnoliopsida; Fabales; Fabaceae. Gene Ontology annotation, cellular component: nucleus.